Messenger RNA from Arabis nemorensis, 627 nucleotides. Lineage: Eukaryota; Viridiplantae; Streptophyta; Magnoliopsida; Brassicales; Brassicaceae. The record is from the annotation of a GenBank genome assembly.
AUGGGUUUGCCUUCUUCUCUAAAGUCGCACCUUCUUUUGCUCUUCGUCUGUUUCCUCAAUGUUUCCACCAUUUCAACGAAGCCAUUAAGAGAAGAGGCCGUGUUUUUUGGCGGGAAAUUUCCAGCUUUAUAUGUUAUUGGAGAUUCACUGAUUGAUCCAGGAAACAAUAAUUAUCUACUGACACUAAUCAAAGCGAAUUUUCCACCUUACGGCUCUAACUUUGAAGGAGGCAAAGCUACUGGUCGUUUUAGUGAUGGCAAAACAAUUGCUGAUUACAUUGCUAUUUAUUAUGGGUUUCCUUUGGUUCCUGCUUACAUGGGAUUACCUGGAAAACAAAAGAACAAUAUUUUAACUAGUAUUAACUUUGCUUCGGCUAGUUGUGGGAUUUUUUCCGACACAGGAAAGCGAGUGGGAAGAUGUCUCUCGAUGAAUGUCCAAAUCGAUCUAUUCAAUGAAACCAUCGAGGAUAAUCUCAAGAAAAAUUUCACGACGCAGCCAGAGCUUGGUAAGCACUUGGCUGAAUCAUUGUUUAUGAUUGGGAUUGGGGUUAACGAUUACGCUUCUUCUUUAACAAGAAUACAACCAAUCCGAAUGACUUCGCUAACAGGCUUCUUUACGAGUUCUUGA